AGGACACUAGGGAAGCUCUGCCACAAGCUCUGCGGCCGUCUAUGCGUCAUUCACGACUCCCGUGUAAGCUCUCGAGACUGUAUUUUAAAUUCUAACUCGUUGUGAAACGAUGGCCGAUCAGCCAGCACCACCCCUGCCGCCACGGACAAAUAGCAGCACUGCCACGCCGCCACCGCCACCUGAAACCGAGCCGUGGGACGCCGAGGCAGCCACGGCUCUGCUCUGCCUAGCGGCGUGCAGCUUGCGCGACGACGGCGAGCAAGACGCGUUCAACGCCGCAUACAUCAAUGCGGCCGCCGCAGCGGUCGGCGUUGGCGCGGUGCCGCCGAGCCUCGAGCACUCGUCGUGGGCCGCCGCGCUCAAGCCGCUCGCGCGCUCGGAUGCGCGCAAGGCGAGAGACGAGCUCGCCGCUAUCCUCCGGGCGCGCGCCGACGGCGUGACGCUGCGGCGCAAGGUGCUGGAGGGUCUACUCGCGGCACCGCUCGUGCACGCCAAAGGCGCCUACGACGCGCGCGCGAGGCGCUGCGUGGCGCGCGUCGCCGCGGCGCUAGACUACGACAAGGGCUGGCUGCGCCAGAGCGAGCGGGCCGUGGCCGUCGCGCUGCGGAGCGCCGCGGGCCCGGCGCCGGCCGUGGAGCGCCGCGAGUCGAACGCCGCGGCGGCCCUGCGCUACGCGGCCAUUGGCGCCGCCGCCACCGCGACCGGAGUGGCCGUCGCCGUGACGGCCGGCGUCGCGGCUCCCGCGUUAGCUGUGGCACUAGGCGGCUCGACGGUCUGGGGCGCGUCGUCGGUCGCCACAUUUGCGACUACUUACUCGCUCUUCUUCGCCGCUGGUUUCGGCGCUGCCGGCGCCGGGCUCGCUGGCUACCGGACGUCGCGCCGCGUCGCCGGCCUCACGGACUUCGAAAUUGUUCGCGGCUGUGUAGAAAUCAAAUGUCGCGGCGCUUCUCACGUCAUCGACGCGACGCACACAGGUUCGCGGCAUCGCCCCGAAACCCGAAGCGAGCGGACUUACAGUGGCCGUCUGCGUCGCGGGGAGCAUGCGAGACCCGACGGACUACGCGGCCGCCUACGGCGCCGACCCGCCCGCGGACGCGCCCCUCAAGCGGAAGCUCCGCCGCCUGCUGCAGCAGAAGGAGGGUUUGUCCGCGGUGGAGGCGCGGGACCGGGCCCGGAGCGUUCUCCUGGCCGCGAAGACGGGCCGGACCGAGUCGUUCGUGGCCACCCGUCGGCCGUCGCAGCUCGAGCGGCUGCGAGGCAAGGUCGUCAAAAAGAGCGAAGAAACUUUGGAGGAGCGGUGCCGCGCGCUCCUCGGUCUCGCGCCAGAUGCGCCGCUGGACGCGGCGGCACCACCGGAGGCGCUGACGCCGGGGCUCGACGAGACCGUCGCGCGCGAGGCCGCGGACGCGCUCGAAGCCGCCGUCGCGAGAGCCAGCGCGCCCGACAGUGGUCCAUCGGUGCGGGGCGACGCUUCAAACAUUGUGCGCCGCGCGCUUUCACUUCGAGCGGACGAGGCGGUCGACGUCGUCGAUUUGACGUCUCGGGCGCUGGGCGACGGCGACGAGGAGGCCGCUCGAAGGCGGAACGCGGCCGACGCCGAAAGAUUGGCCGGCGCCGGCUUGGACGACGACGAGACCGACGACGCCGAGGAGCUGGCGCCGGAGUCGCCGACGACGAUCAAGGAGGACGAUGAUAGUAAUGACGUCGAGCUGUGGUGGUGGCCCCAGGCGUGGGCCGGCGGCGCGCCGGAGCUGAAUCUGCUGAUCUGGGAGCGGGCGAUCCUCGUCGAGAUCACGGCGUCGAUGGCGGCGCUCGCGACGAGCCUCGCGCAGAGCGCCGGCCAGGACGCCAUCCUGUACGCGGGGGCGGCGACGACGGUCGGCCUCAUCCUCACGAGUCUGUUGCUGCCGAUUACGUUGUUGCAGGCGACGAAGUACAUCGAUGGCACGUGGACGCUCGCGGUGACGAGGGCGGAUGCCGCCGGCGUCGCGCUGGCGGACGCGCUGUGCGCGCGGUCCGCCAUCGGCGAACGGCCCGUGACGUUGGUCGGCUACUCGCUGGGCGCGCGCGUCGUUUUUAGUUGUCUGGAAGAACUCGCUAGAAGGCACGCGCGGGCGCAGAAGCGGUGCCGGCGGCGCGAGCAGAGGCGAGCGAGAGCUGCGUCGGUCGUGGGCGUCGGGGCGCACGCGGGCGGCGCGGACCCGUCGUCGGACGUGGGUGUUCUGUCGGACGAGGAGGACGUCGACGACGACGAGCGCCUGCACGGCACGCUCACGAUCGCGCCGCUCGACGGCGUGCACUGGAUUGACGCGGCCGGCGGCCGGCGGCUCCGGCUCGCCGUGCGCGCGGGCGCCGGCGCCGGCUACACCGUCGGUUCGAACGCCAAGGUCUCGUCGCGCGCGCGGCGCCUCUUCGGGAGCGCGUCUGAAAACGACGAGCCCGACGCGCUGCUGGCCGGAACUCGCGACUUGCGGGCGGCCCCGGGGGAACCCCUCGCGUGGUCCGGUCCCGACAACAUCUCCGCGUCCGUCGAGAUCGACUGCGCGGCGCGCGACGCCGUGGUCGACAUCGCGCUCGUGGCGUCCUCGUCGAGCUACGAGACGACGGCGUCGCACGAGGUCCUGGCGGCGAACCGCUUCCCGCGCGGUCUCGGCGCCGGAAAACCGCGCACAUGCCAUCGACGUGACCCGUCACGUAACGCAGGUCAUGGGCGCGCAAGCAGGCGGCGCGCGAUGAUCCAACCAAGCCCGUCAUCCGCCUCGCGGCGUUGGCUGAUGCCUCUGGCGUGCGGUUCCGGGUCUGAACUCGGCCUCCACGCCAUCGAUGCGACAUCGUCCCGGUCGUCGAGUCUCGAUUGCAUCGGCCUCCACGCCAUCGAUGCGACUGCGCCUCCGCUCGCAGGUCUCGGCGACGGCGCGCGUCGAGGUUAGUUGGCAGGACGCCGAGGCGCACGAAGCGCUGGAUCGUAAUCGCGACUCGUUUCGCGGCAUCGUCGAGCACGCCGUUUUAUUGGGCGCGCCGUUGCGCGGCACGGGCGGCUCGACCACGGAGCGCUGGCGCGCCGCGUCGGGCGUCGUGGCGGGCCGGCUCGUCAAUUGCUACUCGCCGAACGACCUGAUGCUCGCCGUGUUGUUUCGGAUGCAGUCGUGGGCGGCGCGCGUGGCAGGCUUGGCGCCGCUUUCGCUGCCCGGGCUGGCGGUGGACGUUGACGUGUCAGACUUGAUCGGCGCCCACGCCGACUACGGCUUGAAGAUCCGGGAGAUCCUGGAGCGCGUCGAUCUGGAGGACGCGGCGCGGGACGACGACGUGUUCCUCGCAUCGGCCGACGACGUUGCCGCGGAGUCGUCGUCGUUGGGGGUGUCCGUGGUGUGAGUAUAAUUGCCUUUUUGUGUGAA
Messenger RNA from Pelagomonas calceolata, 3395 nucleotides. Lineage: Eukaryota; Pelagophyceae; Pelagomonadales; Pelagomonadaceae. The record is from the annotation of a GenBank genome assembly.